Ziziphus jujuba (common jujube) is the source of this 2333-nucleotide messenger RNA. RefSeq names its product probable plastid-lipid-associated protein 14, chloroplastic. The record is from RefSeq and is a predicted model, not a curated record. The transcript has 14 exons. Gene Ontology annotation, molecular function: ATP binding; protein kinase activity. Gene Ontology annotation, biological process: protein phosphorylation. The coding region runs from base 238 to 2256 and encodes 672 amino acids. NCBI's taxonomy places the organism in Eukaryota, Viridiplantae, Streptophyta, Magnoliopsida, Rosales, Rhamnaceae.
UAUUUGGGCAAGGCAGACGUAGACAUGCGACGGACUCGUUGUUGAACGUUUUCACCAUUCUUCGUCACGCAACUCUCACACGCAUCCCUCAUUCCUUCUGUCUAUAUAUAUAUUCCGUCGCUUCUCUCGCACUCUUUCUUAUUUUCCUUCGUUUUCAUUUUAUCUGAAUUUUCUUUCUCUGGCAUCUUUCUUCAUGGUUCGGGUAAGUUCCCGAAAUGUUUCUCAGAGUUCUGAUCAAUGGCAAUAUGCGGAAUUGUUUCAAGUACGAGUUUGGAAAGCAUUGAAGUAGCUUUUGGUUGUGGAAAUUUGUUGACAAAACUUAAUAGGCCUAGUCCUAAGCGAUUUAUCGGAAAGUCCUCUUUAUCCACUCAGAGGUACAGUCGGGGACCGCAAUGUUCAUUGUCAAGUGGAAUAUCUUCAGUGGAAUCAGAGGAAAAUUCUCGGAGUUCUUUGUCAUUUUCUCUGGAGGAAGAAUCCGUGCACGUUGUGAGGUUCAAGAAGUCUGACUUUAAGAUUCUCGACAGUGUCAGUGUUGGCCUUGGUGGUCGGGCCGAUGAAGUAGUUUUUGAAGCUAUUGUGAAGGAUGCUAAUAGCCCAUUGUAUAAUACAAGAGUUGUUCUUCGACGGCUUACUAGUGCUCAAGCUCAGCGUAGGGGCAAGCGAGCAAUUGAGGUAUUGAAGAAGUUGGUUCGUCGUAAACUUAUGUACCAUUCUUAUUCAAUGCAAGUUCAUGGUUACAUCUCUUCUGCUACAAGUAGUGGCCGUGGCUCAUUUACCCUGGUACACAGGUAUCAUGGUAGUUUUUCUUUAAGACAUUGGCUUCAACAGUCAGAUUGGCUUCCAACCUUGGAAGCUACUCUGGCAUUGGAUGAGGAUUCUGUAAGAAGAGUAGGAGAUGACACAGUUGGAGGACCUGAAAUUUCACGGCAGUUGCGGCUUAUUAGAAUAUUGAUGAGAGAUCUCUUGAUUGGAGUGAAUUACUUACACAGCCAUGGACUUGCCCAUACAGAGUUGAGACUGGAGAAUGUGCAUAUAAGCCCAGUAGAUAGACAUGUUAAAGUAGGAAUACUAGGAAAUGCUGCUGACUUUUAUGAUGAUGGUUUAACCAGCACUACUCUGGACAAUAACAUAGAUAGGAGACAAAUGAUGAUUGCUUUCGACAUGAGAUGUGUCGGAUUCAUGAUGGCAAAAAUGGUGUUGCGAGAGCUCAUGGAUCCUCUAAUAUUCACAAAGUUCAAAACAUUCCUUAAACAGGGAAAUGAUCCUUCAUGCUUGCGUGAAUUUUUAUUGCAAAUACUUGACAAGAAUUCCUCAUCUGGAAACGUUGGACUCCAAAUACUUGAUAGAAACUGGGGUGCAGGUUGGAACCUUCUGUCAUUAUUGCUUGCAACCGACCCUUCCAGACGAAUAAGUUGCUUAGAUGCUCUUAGACAUCCGUUUCUCUGUGGUCCAAGAUGGCGGAUUGUUCCUUCCAUGGAUAUCAUUAGGUGGAGUCUUGGCUCAACUGCAGUUCGAAUCUCAGAGGAAUACAUAUAUCGCCAGCCUCAGCGUAGCAGGCUUGCUCACUUCAUUGAAGUAAUGGAGGUGCUGAAUUCUCAUUCUAAGCCAAAGAACUGGCUGGAGCUCCUGCCAGGUAAGUGGCGUCUAUUAUACUGCACUGGGAGGCACAUAGGGUUAACCUUCCGACAACCUCCUGCUCGCGUCCUUAUUGGCGAUGUGCACCUAACAGUGUCAAGAACAUCCAACUUAAACACGGACUUAUCAUUUACCUCUGACAUUGGCUUCACAAUCAUGGUCGGUCAGAACUGGCCUCAUAAUAAGACCGGAGUGAAUGGGAAAUUGGAGGUGAACUCAUUAUUUAGAUUAGCAGCAGGUAGACGUCUAUACAUUAAGGAAAAAAAGACCACGGGGAAGUUUUCCCCUGGUCAAUCAACCGAAGAUUCAUUGGCUCAGAAACUAUCAGGUAGGAAAUGGAGGAAAGCAGUUCCCUUCAAAGAACUUCCGACAAGCCUAUCAGUGGCCAAGCUCACUUCAAGUGACAUUGAGGUAACACUGAAUCUUGAUGAACCUUUAAGUAAAAACAUCGAUAUUGCAAAACUGGUGGUUCAAGAAGUCCGUACACAAGUCCCACCCGAAAUGUUUGAUUUGUCCGAGCUCGUCUGUGGAACAUAUGUUGACCCUAGGCUUCUAGUGCUUAGGGGAGUGAACGGUUCAGCACUUCUAUUUACAAGGUCAUGCUUGGAUACUUCAAGAUGACGGAAUCGUGAAGCGGGAUUAUUUGUAAAUGACUGACAUGAUUAAAUAUGAUUGCUGCUUUGCUUUCCGACCGACAA